AUGUCCUUCUCCCCCUCCCCCGGCCCCUCCUCCAAGCCCAAACUCUCGCGCACUGCAACUCCCGCCGAGCAACAAGCCGCAGCGCUGAACAAGCUCCUCUCGAACCCGGACCGCGAAGUGCGCAUACCGGAACGCAAGGAAGAGGGAGUGGGAAAGUCGUUGAGGCCGCCGAGGGAGAUGAUGAAGAAUGUGCAGGGAUCCAGUGCGGGAGCGGGAUCGGGUGACUUUCACGUCUACAAGCAGAGCCGACGACGCGAGUACGAGCGGCUGAAGCUGAUGGACGAGGAGGAGGAAUUCGAACGCCAAAAACGCGAAGCCCUCGAACGGCAACGCGCCGCCGAAGCCGCCGCGGAAGAAAAGACCGCCAAGAACCGUCUCAAACGCCAACGGAAGAAGGAGGCGCGGGGGAAACCGAAGACUUCUUCCACCAAUGGAGCGGCGGGGGAGGGAGAGGGAGGGGAGAAGAAGAGGAAGUUGGCAGGGGGAUCGGGGUUCAAGUUCAGGACUGCGGAUGAGAGGGAUGCGUCGGGCGGAGAGGACGAGGACGAGGCUGGACCGGAGCUGCAGGUGUCGGCUACGAGGGGGAUGACGAAGGAGGAAGAGGCGGAUGAGCUGAGACGGUUGCAGGAGGAGGAGGCGAGGGCACAGCCGGCGAAGGAAGCGGGAAUUGUCAUCCAGGACGAUGACUGA
Messenger RNA from Rhodotorula toruloides NP11, 690 nucleotides. RefSeq names its product DUF1168 domain protein. Gene Ontology annotation, biological process: negative regulation of protein kinase activity. The transcript has 3 exons. Gene Ontology annotation, cellular component: nucleolus. Gene Ontology annotation, molecular function: protein kinase binding; double-stranded RNA binding; protein kinase inhibitor activity. The record is from RefSeq and is a predicted model, not a curated record. Bases 1 to 690 code for a protein of 229 amino acids. Lineage: Eukaryota; Fungi; Basidiomycota; Microbotryomycetes; Sporidiobolales; Sporidiobolaceae.